Brenthis ino (lesser marbled fritillary) is the source of this 1896-nucleotide messenger RNA. The record is from the annotation of a GenBank genome assembly. NCBI's taxonomy places the organism in Eukaryota, Metazoa, Arthropoda, Insecta, Lepidoptera, Nymphalidae.
AUGGCAGCUAGAAAUGCUAUACAAUUUAGAGGAGCAGCACCAAAGUCAGAUGCUGCUAAAAGUAAAGGAGCUAACAUAUCGAGAAAAAGAUUCAAAGGUGUUUUAAAGGAAUGUGAAACACUUCUCAGAACCAUGGGGGUAAGAUGUGUCAAAGGUAGAGGCGAGGCAGAAGCUACUUGUGCAAGAUUAAAUGCUAAAGUAGUAUCUCAAGACUCUGAUUGUUUUGCAUAUGGUGCAAAGCUUGUAUAUCGGAACUUUAGUGUGUCAAGUUCUGCCGGAGGUGGUGCCAUGCAGGGCUCUGUUGACUGCUAUGAUGCUCAAAAGAUGUUCCAGAGUAUUGGGUUUGGGCGAAAGAAAAUGGUGGCACUAGCAUUGUUGUGCGGCUGUGAUUAUGGACUUGGAGCUUGUGGGUCUGCAAUAACCACUGUUGUUUCAUUCCUGCAUACAUUAUCAGAAGACGAGGCUAUACAUAGGUUGCUAAACUGGGUUAGCGAUCCAGAGCACUACGAGAAUCAAAACCGUUGGGUCUCGACGCCCGGUCGCUGCGACCGCUGCGGCCACAUGGGCCGUACUCACAUGAAGAAUGGUUGUCCUGUGUGUGUCACACAUAAAGGAUGUACGGAUACUGGACACAAGUCCAAAGUAUCGGAAGUAAAACGUGAACUAUCUCUUCGGAAUCGCGCCCUGUCGUCCGGAAUGCCGUUCCCUGAACCGAAAGUUAUGAAGGAAUUCCUGGAUACCACACCAGAAGAUAUAGAUCUAGACAGCUUGAAGACUCCGACUCCGAGUUUAAUUCAAUUUGUGAAAAUCAUGUCGAAUAAAUUGGACUGGUCCGAGCGGUACUGUGUAGAGAAAUUCUUGCCGUUGCUAACAAAAUGGCAUCUUCAAGAGUACGUGCCCUGUAGAACUAUAAAACCGAUCGAGAUAAAGAAGAAAAGAAAUCCGAGAGGCGUCCCUAGCUAUGAAGUUUUAUGGACGGAUAUCAGUGGCCAGUACGAAGCUCUCAUACCAGAUAAUCAGUUUGAAGAGGGAGAAGACACAUUAGGACCGUGGAUAUCGACAGAACGCCAGGCUCUUAUGCGACGGUAUUACCCGAAUUUAGUAGAACAGUAUGAAGAAUCCAUUAAAAAACCACCAAAAGAAAAAAAGACCAGAAGUCGAAAAAAGAAAGAACAGCCAAAAGAUCAAAGUGAUAAACCAAAAAGAAAAUAUAAUAGAAAACCUAAAAAACUGCAAGAUUUCGCUAUGUCAAAUUUGAAUGAAUCUUUAAAAAAUAUGAGCCUAUCUAAACAGUCUGAUCCGAAUUCAAGCAAAUUACAAGUCAGCGUCUGCGUAAAUAAACUAAAAAGGAAAUUGAGAAAAGCUAACACAAUUGAAAGUUAUUUAAGACCUUGCAAAAAGAGAAAAUCUAAAAAAGACUCAUUCAACCACAGUAUCAAGAAUUUAUCAAUGAAAAAUUAUUCUAUGCGUAAGUUAUUAGAAGGCAAAGAGAAUUUACAUGGAAAUCUCGGUUUAAGCAUUUUAGAUAUGAGCUGUGAGGGUCAAGACAGUGACCUAUCGGAUAUAGUCGAUCAAAUCGUUUCCAGACCUCAAAAAGUUACAACGGCCAAAGUAAAUAGCAAUUUCGUUAAACUUAUCUUUGAGAGUAAACAAAUGAAAACUAUUAUUAAUCAAAGAUUUAAUCGGAACUGUUCUACACCCAAAAGCAGUCCGGCUAAAAGUUUUCCUGAUAUGAAAUGUAGUAGUUCUAUUUCAAAAGCAAAUACGAGUCAUUUCUUUGAUAAAUUAACGGACGAGCGCGAUGCCUUUGAAAUUUCCAUAGAGUACAAACACAAGAGUGCGGUUAUUUUAGAUUGUGAUUCUACUUUGGAUUAUAGUUUACCGGAUGUUUGUUUA